Triticum turgidum subsp. durum (durum wheat) is the source of this 1677-nucleotide messenger RNA. Lineage: Eukaryota; Viridiplantae; Streptophyta; Magnoliopsida; Poales; Poaceae. The record is from the annotation of a GenBank genome assembly.
AUGCCGUCCGGCUCCGGCGGUGCGCCACCGUCUGAUGCGAUGGAUGUUGCCGUCAAAAGGACCGUUCUUGCUCCCAGGAACGGCCCAGAGGCCGCGGCGCUGCCAGGCGGUUCGGCCGCGAAGCGGCGGUUCUCGUCUCCGGCGCCGGCCAAGCAGCGAGAUCCGUCGCCUGCGGUGAAGGGAGCGUCCCGGGCGGCGUCUCCCUCUGUCAAGGGCGCCUCCAGAGCGUCGUCACCUGCCGUGAGAGGCACGUCCAGGUCGUCGUCGCCGGCCCCGUCGAAGUGUGUGGUUCCCAGCCUUGUUGCGGCCAAGGAGGAGAACCGCAGGGUCGCAAAGGAGCCAGCCAUUAUCGUGCCAUCGAGGUACAGGCAGCCUUCACCAGGAGGGAGAAGGGGAGCGGCCUCUCCAGGAGGCGGUGGCAGGCGGGGCUCCCUCUCACCCGGUUCCCGGAGGCUUUCGGGAGAAGGGGGCAGCAAGAAGAAGGUCGGGGUGUUGGUUUCUGGUAUCUCGAAGAUGACAGAUUUGGGGAGCGGGUCGGCCAUGAAGCCGGGGAGGAAGAGCUGGGACGAGUCGGCAAUGGCUCUUGCAGCUGCGGCCGCUGGCACGGUGAAGAAGUCCAAGGUCAAGGUGGACAGAGAUACUAUUCUGAGGACUCAGGAAGCAAUGUCACGGCGACUUAGUGACGCUACAACAGAGCUAUCGAGUAACGAUGACUCCUCUGUUGAUGAGAAGCCAAAACCACGAAAGAAGACAGAGUCUGCUGCAGGGAAGGCAAAAACAGCAGCUCCAAAAAUCAUACUUCAUGAUGCUAAAUGGACUGAUGGCAGCAUUCCACUGGUUGCAGUUUCAGAUAAACUUUCGAAGAUCGGAAAGGAAGCUGCUGAGCGGAGAGAUGCAGCAGCAGCCGCUGCAGCUGACGCUCUGCAGGAGGCAUUGAUCACUGAUUCAGUUAUCAGAAAUCUGAGCAAGUUCUCUGAACUUUGUUCGUUGUCGAAGACCGCGAAUCCACUCCCAACUGUCGAUUGUUUCCUUGCUGUCUAUGAAGACACUCUGAAGUGGAAGAAAAUCGCCGAGUCACUGGCCACCAACGGAGCAGAUGAAGCUGCAUUCUGGGAGAAAUCAGCCACUCAUUGGGUUGAGGCAGCAUUAGCAACCGAACUGGAGGUCCUCAAGCUUGUUAACAGCGCCACUGGAUCCAUCUACCAGAAGAAGAGCACUGAAAAGCCCAAGGCUCCUCCUGCAGUGGAACCACCAAGAACAAGCCUGUCCAAGAGGCCAUCUCUUGGAGCUUCUGCAAAGGUCCAGUCCAGGGCAUCACAUCUCCCUGCUGCAUGGCCUAAAACUCUGGGCAUGAACGAGACGGUUGAGCUUGCCCACACCUUGUGCCACGAGAUGCAUGUCUGGUUUCUGAAAUUUGUGAACGAGGCCAUGGAUGUGGGCUUCCACCUGUUUGAAGACCAGAACAUCGCAACUAGGGGAAAGCAGAGCGGCCAUAUCACGGUGGUCCUGUCGCAGUUCAAGAGGAUCAGCGACUGGCUGGACGGAGUCGGCAAGAUCGCCGACGAGGAUGCGACCAAGGACAAUGUGGAGCGCUUGAAGCGCAAGAUCUACCAGUUCGUCAUCAGCCGCAUGGGGUCUGCCUUCGAGAGCUCGGUCUCAGUUUCAGCAAAGAGCUGA